AUGGCGAAUGGCAUCGCACCGGCAACGGGGGCGGGGCGGAACGGCGGUGUCAAGGAGAACAAGAACAAGAACAAGAGCAACAAAGUUCUCUCUCUUUCUGUGUGUGAUCUCUCUCUUUCUCUCUUCUCUCUCUCUCUUUUCUCUCUCUUGUCUCUUGUCUCUCUCUCUUGCCUCUUCUAUUUACCUGACGAGAACCCCCCUCCCUGCCUGCCUCUCUUCUCGCUCUCUUCUCGCUCUCUCUCCCCCCCUCUCUCUCUCUUUCUCGCUCGCUCGUUUGCUGUUCGUGGUCGUGUCUUGACCGGGAUGAAGCUGCUUGAGGACCUCGAUCUGACGAGAUUAGGCGCCACCAUCUCUGGCGCUCAUGAUGGCGAACGCAUUCGCUGUCGCUUGGAGGUCUACUCUUGCAAAAUGGCAGGAGAUGACAAGAAGCUGUACAAGAUGCUGGCAGCGGAACAAGGCGGCAGCUUGGCCGCGGCAGAGCUUCUUUCCCCCUCACCGCUCAGUCCUCCAGGCUUUUCCAUGACAGCACCUCUUGAGCCGGUUCCGUGCACUCAGAAGAUGCUGUACUACCUCAAGGCCACUCUCAACGCCUCUUAUUCACCCGAAUACGACUUCUCGUGCGUGCCUGCUGUCUGUCUGGCCCAUCCCUUCCUUUUGCUCUGCAUGCUCGGCAUAACCUCAUUGGGUCGUCCUAAACGGCUGCUCCUGCAGCAAUGCGCGGGCCUCCGAGUUUGCCCGUGA
Messenger RNA from Monosiga brevicollis MX1, 741 nucleotides. RefSeq lists its product as uncharacterized. Gene Ontology annotation, molecular function: RNA polymerase III core binding. Gene Ontology annotation, biological process: negative regulation of transcription by RNA polymerase III. The record is from RefSeq and is a predicted model, not a curated record. The transcript is spliced from 4 exons. Lineage: Eukaryota; Choanoflagellata; Craspedida; Salpingoecidae. The coding region runs from base 1 to 741 and encodes 246 amino acids. Gene Ontology annotation, cellular component: nucleus.